Molecule: messenger RNA, 3033 nt
Organism: Sphaerodactylus townsendi
Lineage: Eukaryota; Metazoa; Chordata; Lepidosauria; Squamata; Sphaerodactylidae
Product: toll-like receptor 1
Exons: 5
Coding region: 421-3033 (870 amino acids)
Biological process (GO): inflammatory response; toll-like receptor signaling pathway; immune response
Cellular component (GO): membrane
Molecular function (GO): protein binding; transmembrane signaling receptor activity
Source: RefSeq, a predicted model, not a curated record
UUCUAGGAGGGUGUUCCACAUGCAUCUUGUUGCCGCUGAGAAGACCUUCUCACCUGUCCUAAAUUGCCAUGGUUUGGAUAGCAGCAGGAUCCACCACAGGAUCAAGUCAGCCAUGAAGUUCACUGAAGAGUCUUGGGUCAACUGAGCCUGUUUCAAAGGACCGUUGGCACUGCAUUUUCAGAGGGAAGGAAAGCUACGAUCUUUAGUUGCUGCAAAACAAGAUUCUCCUCCAGCUACCUUAGAAAAACGUGUUCAAUAGCUUUCUACUACAGCCAACAGCUAUAUUGCAAAUCAGCAAGCGAACUUUCAACUUUUUGUCAGUUCUCCUGUCUUCGGUUGGCAUGAAGGAUUUAGAAUACCUGCAAGGACGAACCAUGUACAUUUUGCCACCUGUCCCUUGAAGUAUAUUCCAGGAAAUUGAUGUCUUUUUGUUCUCCCGUAAAGACUGGCAUUCGGUAUGUAAAGUCAGAUAAAGAUGACCCCACUCAGAUGGAGGUGACCCCACUCCAUAUGCUAUGGAUGGCUUUGCUUUUGGUGAUCAUGGGUCUGGCGCAACCGUCUGAGACAUCUCCUUGCUACAUUACCGAGGAUGAGCUUAAAGCCGUUUGCCAAGGCCGGAGCCUGUUCUCUGUCCCGCAGGAUCUUCCCGUCAAUUUGCAGGUGUUGGACCUCUCUUACAACAAGAUCAGACAGAUCAACUCGGGAGAUUUUUCAACUCUCACCCAGCUGAAAGACCUUGAUCUAAGUUACAACAAAAUCAUGUUUAUUGCAACUGAUUCCUUCUCCUCAAACAUACUUCUGGAGCAGCUAAAUCUUUUUAACAACUCGCUGGAGGAGAUUCCUUCGCAGGCUUUAACGCCACUGAAACAGCUGAGGGAAUUGUCUAUGUCUAACAACCUUUAUCCCCGUUCAACACUAGAUGGUACGUUCAGCACUUUAAAGAAACUGGAAGUGCUCUCUAUGGGUGGGUCUGCUGUCCGGACGAUAGCCAGUCAGGACUUCCUUUCAAUAAAGGAAAUUCCCUUGAAGAAGUUUGCCCUAAAAACAUCCUCCAGUUUGUUGGAGUAUCAAAAAGGAGCCUUCUCUAAGCUCAACACCACAGCUCUGUGGUGUGAUAUCUCAGUGGACAGAAACACCAAGGCUUUGCCUCUGAUUCUUCACGACUUGCGUGGAAAACCACUGCAGUACCUCCGUUUCCGAAAGCUUUUUGAGUUCAUGUACUAUAUGGAUACCUCAGAUAUCUUUUCUGGCUUGGCUGAGGUAGAAGCUAAAGAGCUGGUUUUCUUCAGGGGAAAAUUUAAUGAGAACUUGCUACGCUUGGCCCUCUUGAAUGUGCAAAAGUCUCUUAUUCGGGACCUUUCGUUAAUAGCUAUUGAUUUUGCUCGGUCACCUGAAUGGAAGCCGCCAGAGGCUGGCAUUGCCAACUUGACCCUCCGCCAUUUGGUGCUGAAGGAUAUCAACAACCCGGACAUCUUGCGUUUUGACUGGACCUUCACCUGGUUUGCUGGUGUGACUUACCUCUUUAUCCUCAAUGUCAACUUUAACUUUGUACCCUGCGAUGCCUGGGGUGAGAUGAGGAAUGUGGUAGCUCUGAAUGUUUCGAGAAAUCGCCUGGAGAACAACAACAUCUACAAUCAAGCCUGUAUUUACCAGGACAUCCUGCCCAAACUGGAAGACUUCAACAUGACUCACAAUGAAUUGGCCAGCCUGAAAACAGUGGCCACCAUGACCUCAAGCUGGAGCCAACUGUCUAAAUUAGAUUUGAGCCACAAUCUAAUUGGAGGCUUGAAUGAGUUUUCUUGUACCUGGACUCCUAGUCUUGUCUGGUUGGGUUUGGCUUACAAUGCAGUUACCAUGGACAUCUUUAAGUGCCUUCCCACCACAUUGCGUUUCCUGGAUAUGUCGUACUCUCAGUUGGAUCGGCUCGAUUUGGACUACUUCGAACGUGCUGUUGACCUCCAGGAACUGCUGCUGAGCGGGAACAAGAUCAAGUUCAUUCCCACAGAAUGGAAGUGCCCAAACCUGAGAAUCUUGCAUGUGGAUGGCAACUCCUUUGGGGCCAUCGGCAAGGGCUCCUUUGGCAACAUGCCGGAUCUUGCCUAUCUGAAGGCAGGGAACAACCCUUAUCACUGUGUCUGUGACCUGCAUGGAUUCCUUCAGGAGGUCUUGAGCAAUAGCAAGCUAACACUUCUGGAUUGGCCCCAUGGGUGGACUUGUUAUCAUCCUGAACCUCUGCUGUACACUUCUGUGGCAGCUUAUGCUCCAAGGGUGACUGAUUGUGACGUCACUGUGGUGGUGGCCAUUGCGGUCUCCAUCACAGCCACGGUGGUGAUUGUCUGCAUGGUGUUGUGUUGGAGGUUUGAUGUUCCUUGGUACCUCAAGGCCACCUUCCACAUUGUUCGUUCUAAAUACCGGGCUGGCCACUCCCAACCAUCAAAACCAUUUGCCUACCAUGCCUUCAUCUCCUAUAGCUGCUCUGAUGCUGAGUGGGUGAGGCGUGAGCUCCUCCAGCGGCUGGAGGCUUCAACACCUCCAUACCGGGUGUGCAUUCACGAACGGGAUUUCACACCGGGUCGUUGGAUCAUUGACAACAUCAUUGAGAACAUUGAAAACAGCCACAAGAUCAUCUUUGUCCUCUCGCGCCACUUUGUGGACAGCGAGUGGUGCAACUACGAACUCUACUUUGCCCACCAGCGGGCUGUGGGCUUGAGCUUCGAAGACGUGGUUCUGGUGGUAAAGGAGCCAAUUGAUCUGCAAGCUUUGCCCAACAAAUUCUGCAAGCUACGGAAGAUGCUGAGUUCCAAGACUUACUUGGAGUGGCCUUUGGAACCCAGUCGGCAGCCCUUCUUCUGGCUCCAGCUGAAGUCUGUUUUGGGGAAGGCUGAGAUGGUCCCUGUGGAUCCCCGCAAUGCAGAUCCCAAUGAUGAUGUUCUCAGUGACACUGAGCCAACAUUAGAUGGUUUGACUGACAGUACUCUUGAGCUGGACAAUCUAUCUUUGGAAAACAUCACUGUGGACACUCAAAUGAGCUAG